Molecule: messenger RNA, 561 nt
Organism: Apiotrichum porosum
Lineage: Eukaryota; Fungi; Basidiomycota; Tremellomycetes; Trichosporonales; Trichosporonaceae
Exons: 1
Coding region: 1-561 (186 amino acids)
Source: RefSeq, a predicted model, not a curated record
AUGGAGAUUGCCUGUCUCAAAGCCAAGCUCUCUCUUCGAGAGGAGGACAACGCACAACUUGUGGUCGCUUUCAGUCAGGAGCUCAAGAAGGUUUCGGACAAGUACAAGAAGGACGUUGCCGACCUCGAGCACGCUCACACGGCCAGCUUGAAGAAGCUGAAGAAACAACUUUGCCGAGCCCAGGACGACCUUCGCCUCCAGGCGGGGAACCACAGCAGCGACGUCUGGUAUCUAAAUCGUCACCUCAACCAUGAGCAGAAGAAGAAUGCCAACCUGAAGGCCGAGGUGGACCGACUCAGCAGUCUGCUGCGUGGGCGUGAUCAGCGCGACCUGUACAACCAAACAACAGACGACCGCGGGCAGUACAUGCGCCACGAGAGUAGAACUCGCCUUCCGGGUCCAAGUCGCCGUCGCACCUAUGAGGACGCCCCGAACCACUACGAGUCCCGCCACUACGGUGCCGUCCGCUCCUACGAAACCAACAUGUAUCCACAAGAUGACGACAAGCAUGUUGGUUCUGACUGCUAUCGUCCCAUUGGAUACCGACCAAACCGCCGUUGA